AUGCUAAGCAGAAUCCAAAACUAUGCAAGCAGGCUAGUUUCUAAAGCGAAUCUUUUAUCAUCAAGGGCCUUAUACUAUGGUAAAAUCGGCGCUGAGAUUUCAAAGGAGAUUUACUUAAAAGAGGGUCUCCAACCACCAACCGUUGCCCAGUUCAAAUCAGUGUAUUCAAACCUUUAUAAGCAAGGCCUUAACCUUGCCUUGAAACCUACAGAAGUUUUAUCAUGCUUGAAGAACCUUCAAAAGAACGAGCUGUUAAAGUAUGGUGCAUAUGGUGUUCAGUUGAUAGGAUUUUAUUCCAUUGGUGAAGUGAUUGGUAGGAGAAAAUUGGUAGGAUAUAAGCAUCAUUGA
Saccharomyces mikatae IFO 1815 is the source of this 348-nucleotide messenger RNA. RefSeq names its product F1F0 ATP synthase subunit g (gene ATP20). NCBI's taxonomy places the organism in Eukaryota, Fungi, Ascomycota, Saccharomycetes, Saccharomycetales, Saccharomycetaceae. The transcript has a single exon. The coding region runs from base 1 to 348 and encodes 115 amino acids. Gene Ontology annotation, biological process: proton motive force-driven ATP synthesis. Gene Ontology annotation, molecular function: proton transmembrane transporter activity. The record is from RefSeq and is a predicted model, not a curated record.